AUGAAUCCAAUGGGUAUGGGAAGCGUAGCUGAGGCACCGAGGCGCGCCCACCUUUACGUCGGCAAUCUAAGCCCUAGAGUCACAGAAUACAUGCUCACCGAAAUUUUUGCUGUCGCUGGUCCUGUUCAGCACGUCAAAAUUAUUCCCGACCGCAAUUACCAGCACGGAGGCCUCAACUACGGUUUCGUUGAAUACAUGGACAUGCGUGCCGCAGAGACUGCUCUCCAGACUCUUAAUGGCCGCAAAAUCUUCGACACAGAGAUUCGCGUCAAUUGGGCUUACCAAGGUCAACAAAACAAAGAAGAUACGACUGGGCAUUAUCAUGUCUUCGUCGGCGAUCUCAGCCCGGAGGUAAACGAUGAGGUACUUGCCAAGGCUUUCAGUGCUUUCGGGACUAUGUCGGAUGCGAGGGUCAUGUGGGAUAUGAACUCGGGCAAGUCUCGUGGCUACGGUUUCCUGGCGUUCCGCGACAAGACAGAUGCUGAGCAGGCCAUUGCCACAAUGAACGGGGAGUGGUUAGGUUCUCGCGCUAUUCGUGUAAACUGGGCAAAUCAAAAGACUCAGGGUAGUCCUGCCAUGACAUCCAGCCCUCAACAUCCUGGAGCAGGAAAUCUCGGCACUGCGCCUGCUCCAAUCAACUUCCAAGGCGGCCCCCUUUCCUAUGAAUCUGUCGUCCAGCAGACUCCUGCGUAUAAUACCACCGUCUACGUUGGAAAUUUGGUGCCUUACUGCACUCAGGCGGACCUUAUCCCGCUAUUCCAGUCUAUUGGUUAUCUUUCCGAAAUCCGCAUGCAAGCCGACCGAGGCUUUGCGUUCGUCAAGCUUGAUACGCACGAACACGCUGCAAUGGCCAUCGUUCAACUUCAAGGUCAGAUGGUGCAUGGACGAUCUAUCAAGUGCAGUUGGGGUAAGGAUAGAGCUGAUGGUGCUGCUCCUGCUCCUAUCAGUCCGACCGCUGGUGCCGCUGCUCCAUAUGGUAACAUGCCCAUGUACGGAAUGCCUCAGCCUAAUACGUUUGGUCAGUACGCAUAUGGUGGGUACGGCGGUUUCCCGAACCAGGCUGCGGGGACUCCUGGUGCUGGUGCUCCCGGCGCUGGUGGUAUGCCUCAACCUGCUGCUGGUGCCGCUGGUCUUGGUCUCGCUCCUGGUGGCCAGGCUCCUGGCGCUGAUGCUGCUGCGGCCGGACAAGCUGGGCAAGCCCAGUGGGCUGCUGACCCUUCGUCGUAUUAUUCGAAUUACUGGGGAGGUGUGUAA
Lentinula edodes (shiitake mushroom) is the source of this 1254-nucleotide messenger RNA. RefSeq names its product polyadenylate-binding protein. Gene Ontology annotation, molecular function: mRNA binding. The coding region runs from base 1 to 1254 and encodes 417 amino acids. Gene Ontology annotation, biological process: cytoplasmic stress granule assembly; regulation of mRNA stability; nuclear-transcribed mRNA catabolic process, nonsense-mediated decay. The record is from RefSeq and is a predicted model, not a curated record. Gene Ontology annotation, cellular component: cytoplasmic stress granule. Lineage: Eukaryota; Fungi; Basidiomycota; Agaricomycetes; Agaricales; Omphalotaceae. The transcript has 3 exons.